GAAGGAAGGAAGGAAGCCAUUUGCUGAGAAGUAAAAAAGACAGGUAGAAGAUCAAAAACUGGAGAGAGAAUGGUGCAAUCUUCACCCCCAAGGGCUAAUCCUUAUCCCUGAGGAUUUUAAAAUCCCCUUUUUAGGAGGCUGUGGGGACAUUGGGGCUGUGAAGAUGCCGGCAUCUUCAGUGUGGAGCAGCUGAGGAGCCGAACUGCAGCACACCCACCGUAGUGUAUAUUCUAGCAGAAGAAGGCUUGGACAUGCUACUGUGAUCCUCCCGGAUAAUCCUGGAAAUUGCUUCUCCAAAGCCCUCCCCACCCCCCUUCUGUCUUGCUCUUCUUUACUUCUCCCAUCUGCAAUGUGAUCAGAGGAGGAGGAGGAGGAGAAAGAGAAGGAAAAAAGAAAGACAGACAGGCAGAACAAGCAGACCUUCUCCUCUCUGGAACAGAAGAGUUUCUGCCCCAGGAUGCUCACGUCCAAACCUCUGGAGGAUGAAUAUUGGAUUGAAGGAUCCCGGAGAGAAUCGGCCUUGCAGGAUUUCUAUCUCAUGGGACCAGAACUGGGCAGGGGGGCCACAUCUGUGGUUUACAGCUGUGAAGAGAAAGGAUCUCAGGUCCAGUAUGCCGCCAAAAUAUUGAAGAAAACGAUUGACAAGAAGAUUGUCAGAACUGAAAUUGGAGUUUUACUGAGGCUCUCACAUCCAAAUAUUAUCAAACUCAAAGACAUCUUCGAAACCCCCACAGAGAUCACACUUAUCCUUGAGCUGGUGACAGGUGGUGAGCUGUUUGACAGGAUCGUGGAGAGGGGAUUCUACAGUGAAAGGGAUGCGGCCCACGUGGUGAAACAGAUCCUGGAAGCUGUCUCCUAUCUGCAUUCAAACGGAGUAGUCCACCGUGACCUCAAACCGGAGAAUCUUCUCUAUGCAGAUCUCUCCCCCGAUGCGCCUCUCAAAAUUGGUGAUUUCGGUUUAUCCAAAAUUGUGGAUGAGCAAGUCACAAUGAAAACCGUAUGUGGCACCCCAGGAUACUGUGCACCCGAAAUUCUCCAUGGCUCACCAUAUGGCCCUGAAGUGGAUAUGUGGUCUGUAGGCGUCAUAACAUACAUCUUGCUGUGUGGCUUUGAGCCCUUCUUCGACCCAAGAGGAGAUCAGUACAUGUACAGCCGAAUCCUAAAUUGUGACUACGAGUUUGUCUCUCCUUGGUGGGAUGAAGUGUCUCUCAAUGCCAAGAACCUGGUCCAAAAGCUGAUUGUCCUUGAUCCCCAGAAGAGGUUAACAGUUCAUCAAGCCUUGGAGCACCCUUGGGUGACUGGGAAAGCUGCUAAGUUUGCCCACAUGGACAGCACGCAGAAGAAAUUACAGGAGUUUAAUGCAAGGCGGAAGCUCAAGGCUGCUGUGAAGGCAGUGGUUGCAUCCAGCCGUCUCGGAAACCACAGCCACCAUGAGGGAUGCAGAAAUGAGCGCCAUCCAGAUGCUACCAAGGAGGACAGUGCAACUCCCGCCGCAGAGAGCGACCUCUUUCUCCAAGAUAACGUUUACAAGGAGAAGAAGCCAGAGGUCAGCGGGGAAGAAGCCAUGAUCGUAGCCCCUUUAGCCAAGGUGGAGCAGCUCGACUGUUUCCAGAACGAGAGUCCCGUUGCCCCGGUGGUGAUACUUAAUGGUUCUGGCUGCACAACUUAACCCUCCAGAACACCAGCGUGUCGCUCUUGUCCACAAUUCAAGGGAUAAAGUCUAUCAUCGCCGCUGAUAGAACAAAUUAUAAUAAUGACCAUCAAAGGCCACCAGCCAGACUGAGAGAGCAAUUCAGAUGAAGGAGCACCAAAAGCCAGCUGAAAUUAUGAGAAAGUACUGCGGGGACCCCUUCUGCAAUCUGGCACCCUCUUGUUGUACAGGAUUCCUGCUCCUGUCAUCUCCAGCCAGGGAUGCUGGGAGCUGUAAUCCAAACUUUUUGGAGAGCACCAGAUUGGGGAAGGCGCUAGUGGCAGGCAGCUAUCUGCUGAAGAGCCGUUUGCCUUGCUCUACAGAGAAAUCCCUGUU
Molecule: messenger RNA, 2026 nt
Organism: Candoia aspera
Lineage: Eukaryota; Metazoa; Chordata; Lepidosauria; Squamata; Candoiidae
Product: calcium/calmodulin-dependent protein kinase type IV-like
Exons: 11
Coding region: 458-1669 (403 amino acids)
Biological process (GO): protein phosphorylation
Molecular function (GO): calcium/calmodulin-dependent protein kinase activity; calmodulin binding; ATP binding
Source: RefSeq, a predicted model, not a curated record